CGGACGGGAGGUCGGUGUUGUCGGGUUUGGCCGUAAGUGUGAGCAGAAUCACUGAGAGCAGCGAUGACUGCCGAACCGAUUCGCUCGGCUCUGGGCACUGUCUCUACGGAGGACACCUCUCUGGUACUGCCCUCCGACAAAAAACAGCGGACGGGGCAGCAGCGCGUCCUGGAGCAGGUUAACACCAUAAAGAGAAGCAAGUCGAAGAUGGUCAAGAAUGACUCCAUUUCGUCGCCAACAACUCCGGCAUCGGCGACAGAAUACAGUGAGCCUAAAUUCCAGUUCUCACCAACAAAACUGAACGACACACUCUUCAAAUUUAGCAGCUCCAACAUGACAAGCAGCCACAGCAGAAUGACUGGUCGCAGCUUGUCAGUGCGCAACACGGUGAGAAGGCAGACCCAGAACAGCCAGUGGGAGUCUCAGAUGAACUGGAAUGCACAGUCUCAGUCCAAUGGAAUGAGACGCGGUGGCAGCGACCCAGCCUUGAAUAAGGCAGGUGGCACAAUUACCCAGCAGUCCAAGACGAGGUCUUCUACUGUGCGAUAUAACCGAGCAACUGGACAAUCCAUGAGACUCCAGGAGAAUAACCUGCCUGCCAGCACCAGCCAAUCACAGAUCGCAAGCAUCAAACCUUCCCUCAGCCAAUCACAGACAAUUACGAAAGUCACCACUACCAAGAACAAAUCAGAAGCGCUGCGUGCGAGUGGUGCCGAGGGAUCUAUUCCUAACAUCACUCUGCAGGAGGCAGUGGAGUAUCUGUCACACUCAGACAUCAGCCAUCAGCUGUGUGGAGCUUCAUUCAUACAGCACCAGACCUUCACUGAAGACAGAGCCAAGCAAGAGGUUUGCCGUUUGGGUGGGAUUCCAGCUCUUAUUCAGCUGCUGAAAUGUGACAAUCCACAGCUGCAACAGAUCGCUGCCGCUGCACUGCGCAACUUAGUUUUUAAAGACAAAAAUAACAAGCUUGAGGUGGAACGUUGCGAAGGAAUAGAGGCCAUUCUGACCUUGCUCAGAAACACCAAGAUUAUAGAAACACAGAAACAACUCACUGGUCUGUUUUGGAAUCUAUCCUCGGCUGAUGAGCUGAAGCCAAAGCUGAUCAAGAACGCCAUGCCUCUGCUUACAGAAAGCGUUGUGGUGCCUUACAACUUUUGGACUGAUAGCAACACUAACAAACACACUGACCCUGAGGUCUUCUACAACACCACUGGCUGUUUAAGAAACCUCAGCUGUGCUAGUGAGCAGGAGAGGAGGUCGAUGAGGAGCUGCCCAAGACUUAUCAACUCUCUCAUGACCUACGUUAAGACUCAAAUGGAAAGAGGCGAUCCAGAUGACAAGUCGGUGGAAAACUGUGUCUGCAUACUUCAUAACUUGAGUUACCAGCUAGAGAAAGAGGCUCCAGAUCACUUCAAACAGUUCUCUGUUCUUGAUGAGAAACCGAAUGAGAACACUAACAAAAAGAGCCUCUUCAGCCCCAAGAGCACCAAGACCCAAAAGGAGUUCAACUUUCCAGCCAUGGCGAAGGAAGAUCCUGAAGGAGUGGAUUGGUUGUACAACCAAAAGUCGCUGCAGAUGUAUCUGUUUCUACUGGGCUUAAGUCGGAACGAGGCCACUCUAGAGGCAUGCUGUGGAGCCCUGCAGAACCUGACCGCUUCAAAGAGCCAUUUGUCCACUCUGAUGAGUCAAAGCAUCAUACAGAAGCCGCAUGGCCUGUCUGGCAUUUCACACCUGCUGAUAUCAGGAAACCCGGGCCUGCAGAAGACCGCCAUGUCCUUAGUGGGCAACAUGUCCCGGGUGUCAUCUCUACGGGGUAUUAUGGCCAAGGAAAUUCUUCCCAACGUCAGUGCUGUUCUGUCGGCUGUGACACCGAACAUGGUUAAGUCUGACAGCACCAUCGCUACAGCGUGCCGUGUGAUGAACACACUCAUGCUGGCAGAGCCCGACACUGGCAAGAAGAGGAUCAACACCAAACUCGUCGACUCUCUGAGCAUGCUGAGCUCAAAUGUAUUAUUUGACACAGCCAGAAAAUCUGCUGGAAUUCUUCUCUGGAGUAUGUGGGGACAAAAAGACAUCCAGAAUGCGCUGAAAAAGCAAGGGAUGAACAAGGACACGUUUAUAAAUGCCAUCACUGCUUCAGCAUACGAGGAAGCAACACGCAUGAAUGGACACUGAGAGAUGUGCAAUUUUGCAGUGCUGCAAGAAGCCACAGAGUUUCAGAGAACUGCCCUGCUUUCAUAUAUUGCAGGACAUUAUGGUUAUAUGCGGUACAUAUUGUAGAUUUAAUGGGAUUCCUGCAAAGUUUUUGCAAAAAAAAAGACCCUUAAAGUAUGAUAAAGGGUUUGCAUGAUGCUAUAUUCCAGAUGCUUUAUGUGAAGAACAGACCAAAAAUGUACCAAAAGUAAAUAUCCUUUCAGGUCUCUUCAGGGCAGUGGUUCACAAGACUGCGACUGAUUCGUUCAUGAAUUGGACUGAUCUGGAAUUUAGCACACAAGUCAUUUGGAUGGUUUUUAUGAUAUUUUAAUGGCGCUUUUCUAUCGUUUUUAAACGUGAAAUCCACUGAUGGAGGAAUAAUAAAUCGCCCGUUUUUCUGGUCAGCCCAGAUUACCGGCUAAUGUGGCUGCUGUACUGCUAGUACAGGCCUGUUUAGUGCCUAAUACACAGAUAUGCAUAUAUCUAUCAUGGGAAAGAGUUUGUACACUUAUGCUUGACAAACUUGCACUACUGGUCCUGCAGAGUAAUAAAUCCACUCUUAUUCUUCUGCUUUCCUUCCCCUGUCCUCCUGUGCUGUAUAUUGGGGAUCAUAAUACAUGUUGGAUAAAGCUUUUGCAUUUUGGUGCAAUGAGGCCUGAAUAGUUGUCGGUUUCUAAACAUGCUCUUACGUCGCAGUUAGUAAAAACCUUCAGUAUAAAUGCAGCACUUUAUUUCUUCUCGAUGUCCACUUAAGUUGUUCUGAGGUAGAGUUAGGAAUGACAACCAGCAAACACUUUUAUAAACCGUCAGUGAUGAAAUGUGAUUGAAAUAAUGUCAGUCGAAAGAAAAACAUCGAAACAAUGUUAAUACUAAUUAAAAGUAAGUUGGAUGAAAAGUACGAUUUUGAAACAUCAUUGUUGAUUUGAUUUGAAAAAAUCUAGAUGAAAACCAGAGUGAUUCAUCAUUUGAAUGCCUGUUGGAUUGGAACUUAAUGAACUUUCGGUUGCAUUCGCAGCUCUUGAUGUGUUGCCUUUAGGGAUGGGCGUAUCGAUCCGAAGUAUCGAUAUAUCGAUACUGACGCGAGUAUCGAAAGU
This is a messenger RNA of Sinocyclocheilus anshuiensis, 3287 nucleotides long. It is a transcript of the gene pkp1a, whose product is annotated as plakophilin 1a. Gene Ontology annotation, cellular component: adherens junction; plasma membrane; cytoplasm. The coding region runs from base 64 to 2175 and encodes 703 amino acids. Gene Ontology annotation, molecular function: protein binding. The transcript has 14 exons. Lineage: Eukaryota; Metazoa; Chordata; Actinopteri; Cypriniformes; Cyprinidae. Gene Ontology annotation, biological process: cell-cell adhesion. The record is from RefSeq and is a predicted model, not a curated record.